Messenger RNA from Abrus precatorius (Indian licorice), 1275 nucleotides. RefSeq lists its product as uncharacterized. The coding region runs from base 121 to 684 and encodes 187 amino acids. The record is from RefSeq and is a predicted model, not a curated record. Lineage: Eukaryota; Viridiplantae; Streptophyta; Magnoliopsida; Fabales; Fabaceae. The transcript is spliced from 3 exons.
UGGUUUGUGAUAAAAAAAAAAAGGGUUUGUUGGAGUUUGAGCACAAGAGAAUUACGAAACAACAAUCACAAUUCACAUUAAGAUUCACAUCUGACAGCAAAAUCUUGGUUGAUUCCAGAAAUGUCCAGCAUAGCCUCCUCACACCAUAGCUUCCUCACCAACGCCCUUAUUCCACUCACCCACAAGCCAAAGUUUAGGAGCACCACUGUUACUCUCCCUUCAGUUAAAACUGUUUGCCGCAGUUGCCCCUCACAUGACCAACAACCUCCAAGGAAGAAUGAGAACAAAUUGGCAAAGUUAGCAAUGGUUGCACUGGCCGCUGGGGUGUUAACACUAGGCUCAAUUCAUGAUGCUUCAGCUGCCAAAACUGGUGGUAGAAUUGGUGGCCAGGCCUUCAAAUCAUCAGCUCCCCGCUCCUCACCAAGAAUCAACAACAAUUCUAGGACCAACAUCUAUGUCAAUCCUCCGGUGGCGCCUCCGCUAGGUGGUUAUGGCUAUGGUUUUGGUGGGCCAUUCUAUGGUGGCUGGGGAUGGUCUCCAUUUUCUUUCUAUGCACCAGGUCCCAGUGUAGCAAUAGGCGUUGGAGGUGGAUUUGAAACUAUUCUUCUGUUUAUGUUUCUUGGUGCUGCUGCUGCAGUUUUGAGGAGGUUCUUAGGGUCAAGAGAUGAAGAUGAUGACUACUAGCAGUAUAAAAUGCUUUCUAAUACUUGGAGAGAGGGUGUUAAAUAGAUGUUUAUAGGAAUGGCAGAGUGAUGACCAUGGUGACCAAUUAAUUAUUUGAUGUAUUUUGAGACAUCAUACUUGAAAGCGAAGCAUUCAUGUGCUUUCUAAUCCACUGAUUUAGAUGCAUAGAGAUACAUCAUACUCAUUCAGGGGAAGUUUUUCACUCACACUAGUUUAAAAAAAUCAAGAAAAUAUCAGAUUUUGCCCAUUCAAAUCAUAGCCCUUUAACUUGAUUUUUUCAGACGUUCAAGAUUGAUGGCAAUAAGAAAUGAGAGAAAGCUAUGUCCAGAGAGUUACCAUUUAGAUUUGUUAUGUUAUUCUGCUAAUUCUUUAUCCACUAGGUCAUAUUGAUGCAAUAGAGUUAACGUAAAAAGCAUCUUCCCAACUCCCAUGACAGAAGGUAUGAAAAUUGCAUGUAUAGGACGAAAUGGCGAUUGAGGGUGCUAUAAGGAAUGUUUUCAUUUAAUUAAGCCUGCUAGCUUAAAAUCUUCUGAAUUGAAACUUAAGCAAAUCUAAUGAAGACUCCAUUGGAGAAUACAUGGGAUUUUGUGU